This is a messenger RNA of Paralichthys olivaceus (Japanese flounder), 1348 nucleotides long. The record is from RefSeq and is a predicted model, not a curated record. Lineage: Eukaryota; Metazoa; Chordata; Actinopteri; Pleuronectiformes; Paralichthyidae.
AUGGAUAAGUGUGAGUUUGACUUUGAUGAUGUGGUUUUCAUACAGCAGGCUGGAGCUUCAGUAGAUAUGACGCGCAGCUUAGAAGAAGAUUCUCUGGUGGAUGGACCUCUGAUCUCUGCUGACGCCCUCCACUCUGCCAUCAGGAGAGAGUUUCAGACACUGCCAACACACUGCCAUGCCGCGCUGCUGUCUGUGCUGCAUGUUGUGUAUGUGGUGUUGUCGGUGUGUGUGGCGGUUCUGUGUGUGUUAAAAUUUGGCCAGGUGGAGGAGUGUGCGAGUGUGUUGGGUGCCAUGUCUGGUGACAGUGCCAUCGUGUAUGGGAAGGUGUGUUUGUGGGUGCUGGUGCUGGUGUUCACUCGCUGUGCACAUCACCAUCACGUUCAGGCCAGAAGGAGAGGAUACCUGCGAUUCUACAGACAGACACAAGGACUCAAUCACCUCCCGCUCGCCGCUCUCUCUACAGGGAACGUUUUGCUGCUGGUUGUUCUGGCUGCGAAAUUAUCACCACCUGAGGAAACCUACAUUCUGCUCAGCAUCCUGGUGCUGGAGCUGCUGGUGGGAAUGCCAUGUCUUUUCUAUUACACAGUCAAGGUGAUGCGAUUCAACAGUGAGCGAGCCGCACCAGACGUAAGCCAAGAGGAUCACUUGCACAAUUACAGUAUCACAAGUCUUCCGACCGAGACCGGCUUCAGAGAGGGCUCAAGUCUUGAGGAGGUGGUGGAGAAGCAGGCCGACCUGAUCGAGUACCUGAAGCAGCACAACACCUUACUGAGCAAGAGGCUUCUCAACCUGACCGCUCAACACUGACCACAGCCCGGCCUCUCUGCAGAGGGCAGCGCUGCAGAGGAUCUGUGGUUCUAAAGAAAAAACUCAGGCCAUGAGUAACACUGGAUAAAAGCCUGAAAUAGGCAAAUGCACCUGUACGCACAGACUGAGACGGGAGGGCGAGUUGGACAAAUAACGCAGGAGGAGGUGAGCUCAAAGUGGAGGAAGGUUUAAGAUGAGGAGAAGAGGAGUCAUGGGUCACAGAUCAGAGGUGAAGGGUUUUUUUAUCGCUCUUUUACGACCCCCAGUGACCCGUGGAUGCUGUCGCCUGUUACUGUGAGAAAAGCGGAGGGAGCGAAUUUGUUUUAGAGAUCAUCUGCACUAAAGAGGGACUGAAGGAGCAGGACAUGCAGGAGGGAGAGGUUAUCGCUUUACACGGUCAAAACAUCUCAAAUAACAUCAUAAUAUGUCUGUAAGUGGUAUUUUUAUGUUUGAAUUUGUGUAAAUAUAUAAAGCAGUGACAUUUUUUUCUACUUGUUUAAGUCAGUUAGUUUGAGUAUGUGUGAUCGACUUCCAAUAAAUC